AUGGCUUAUAAUGGCGAAGCCAUAACAACUAUUUUGAAUAGUACAACUAACAGUAUUGUGUUAGACUUGUCCGAGCCUAUCGAAGUUUACAAACUCGAUAGAAAUGAAAUCGAAAAUAUCGAUCUAAAUUUAUUUACUCAAAAUCCACCCAGCACUAAUAAUAAUACUGAGAAAUCGCCUUUAGAUUUAUACAGCGAAAAUCUGCCUAACGUAAGUAAUCCACCUAACGACAACAACUCCAUGCACGUUGAACCCGACCUUGACCGUCACCAUGAACAUUACACCUACUGCAACAAAACCCUUCCAAAUCCUUCAUAUGGACACUUUUACUUUUAUGAUUUGGAUAUCGGGCGCGAGCGAGCGAUGGCGGACGACGUGCACGUAUGUGUCCGUUGCUCGGAUAAUUUUAUAGUGAAUCAAAAGUUUUUAAAAUGUAAUGGAUGCAGUGGUGUUUUUCAUUAUCAUUGUACGGGCUUAAAAGAUGCACAGUGCAAGUUUAUCGGCGAAUCUGACAGCGUUAUGUGGUUUUGUGACCAAUGUUGUGAACUGAAUCCUGGUUAUCCUGCACAAGGACUACACAACAACACAUCGGACAUUACUAACUUAAAAUGUGAGAUUUCAGUGCUAAGAAAGGAAGUAGAUUGUCUUAAUCGAGAAAAAUGUUUAUUAAAUAAAUUAUUAACCGAAAUGGAAUGUUCAACAAAAUUGUUAAAAUCUAGACUGGAAGAAUGCGAGCAAAAAAUUAUAAAUGAUAAGAAUGCCAUUGACUCAAACAUCAAUAAUAAUACUUCGAUAAAAAAGGGAAUCUCCUAUAGCAGUGCCUUGACCUCUAAGGUAAAUAAUGAAUCAGCUGUUCUUUUAAUAAAAUCCAGCAAUAAUGCUUUAAAUAGCGAUGAGGUGUUAAAGAAUGUAACUGGAUCGGUUAACCCUGCAGAUCUGAAAGUGUGUAUUAAUAACACUAAAAAAAUUAAAAACGGUAUGGCUAUUAUGUGUCAAGACUCUGGAGGCCUACAUACGUUAAGGGAUGAGUUGCAAGCAAAGUUGGGGUCAAGAUAUGUUUUCAGUGAGUCGAAAAAAUUCAAUCCACGUAUGCUUAUAAAAAAUGUACGAGUUCAAGAGCCAUGUGACGAAACCAAUAUAGUAGAUAGCAUAUAUAUGUUGAAUGAUCUAUCGGCGUUCGACAAAAGUGACUUUAAAUUAGUGACAAGGUUAAAAAACGUUAACAACUCUGAUUUGCUGGUGGAAGUUUCACCGCUCCUCAGGAAAUUUCUAUUGAGCCGAGGUUUUUUGUGGGUGUCUUGGAAGAAAUCUGCAGUUGUGGACCACCUACACAUUUUGCGAUGCUAUAAUUGUUGCCAAUUCGGUCAUACUUCUAAGAAUUGUAAAAAUACACUAGUUUGUUGGAGGUGCUCUGCCAGUCAUCAGGGAAAAGAUUGCCAGUGCAAAGAAGAAAAAUGUGUCAACUGUCAUAAUCACAAUUUAAAAUAUAAAACGUCCUGGCCGGUAAAUCAUUCAGUUAAGAGUAGUGACUGCCAUACUUAUAAUGAUUAUGUAUUGUUCUUGAAAAGUAGAAUUAUCUACGAUUGAUUUAAUAAUAUUUU
This is a messenger RNA of Sitophilus oryzae (rice weevil), 1601 nucleotides long. RefSeq lists its product as uncharacterized. Gene Ontology annotation, molecular function: nucleic acid binding; zinc ion binding. The coding region runs from base 1 to 1587 and encodes 528 amino acids. Lineage: Eukaryota; Metazoa; Arthropoda; Insecta; Coleoptera; Curculionidae. The record is from RefSeq and is a predicted model, not a curated record. The transcript has 2 exons.